AUGCCUUUUUUCUCGAAGUUGAUCAGCGCUGCGGCGCUCGCUCAGAUGGCGACUGCGUAUACGCAGGUUAACCUCAUGAGCGCGUUCAUGACCAAAAACAUCGACCCUAUUGUGUUCCCGGGCUCUUACAGCGAGUCUCAUUUGCACUCCAUCUUUGGCUCUGAUGCUAUCACCGCGUCGACGAACACCUCCGCCGAACUCCAAGCCGGAUGCACCAAUGCCGACAACCCCAACGACCUCUCCGCCUACUGGGUCCCUACCCCUCUCUACACCACCGACGGCGGCAAGACCUACCAACCCAUGGGCAUGUUCCGCUUCUCCGCGUACUACAACCUAGGCGAGACCCCCGCCGAGGUCGCCAUCCCGCAGAACCUGAAAAUGGUCGCUGGAAAAGCGACCGCCACAUCGGAAGCCGAAAUGGACGCCAACGCCCAGAGCAGCUGGGGCUGCGAAUCCGAGGACGUCGCCCUCGACUCCAACGGUUUCCCCUCCAGCACCUGCAGCACGCACGUCCAGCAGUUGCUAUACUUCCCAAAUUGCGUCAAUCUCGACACCCUCGAGACGGCGUACAAAGACCGCCGCGGCGGCUCCUGCCCCACCGGCAUGAAGUCCAUGCCCCAGCUGCGCUUCUCCAUCCGCUGGGACCUCCGCAGCGAUCUCCCCGACGGCUGGUCCGGCGAGGCCCCCAUCAAGCUCGCGUGCGGCAACGCGUUCUGCAGCCACGGCGACUUCAUCAACGGGUGGACGGAGGAGGCCGCCGAGAAUAUGCUGGCUACGACGCAGGAUAAGAUGCAUUUCAGCGCGGUGACGGGCAGCUUGGGCACCGAGCAGAUGAGCUGUACGCCUACUGAUGCGGAGCCUGAUAAGGGGACGAGCGACUAUGCGGAGAGCGUGAGCAUGAUGAGUAAGCGGAGUGUGGGUGCUUGGGGGUGGGCGAGCAGGAGCCGUAUGAGUCGUGCGUAG
Molecule: messenger RNA, 963 nt
Organism: Didymosphaeria variabile
Lineage: Eukaryota; Fungi; Ascomycota; Dothideomycetes; Pleosporales; Didymosphaeriaceae
Exons: 1
Coding region: 1-963 (320 amino acids)
Source: RefSeq, a predicted model, not a curated record